This is a messenger RNA of Heterotrigona itama, 845 nucleotides long. NCBI's taxonomy places the organism in Eukaryota, Metazoa, Arthropoda, Insecta, Hymenoptera, Apidae. The record is from the annotation of a GenBank genome assembly.
AUGAAAUUCGUUGCGCCGUACACGCGAAUCUGGCUCAUGUUCGCCUUGAUCUUCAACGAAUCCAGAUUUCUAUCCACCGUCAACGAUGGUAGAAAUAGGGGAUCUAAGGCUGGCAGCUUCAAGGACGGGACACCCUUGGCCAAAUAUGGUGUUAUAGCUUUCAAUUGCUGCAUCACACAUCUGUCGUAUUGUCCCAGGUCGAACGUUCGCGGACAAGAUUGUACACCAGGUGCUGCGAAACGGAUGUAACAAUGUAUUAGAAUUGUUGGCAUGACAAUAAAAAAUGGGACAGUCUUUCUUGGGUUAGAAAAGAUUUGGAUUUUUACAAUUUGAUACAAUAAUGAAUAGCUAUAAUUAAUUGUAACGUAGUGACAAGACGAAGAUAUUACCUUUUUUUUAGAGAAAUUUUAGAAAGAAAAUAUAUACUUAGAAAAUUUAUCUUUUAUUUUACAGUUGUUUUGCAAUUUUAUAUUAAUAACAGUCUUUGACAAUAAUUUCCUGGUAAUUUUGUGAUAAUGACUUUACAGCAAGUUUAUGAUGAUAAUUUUAUAGUAAUAAUAAUAUUACUAUGUUUUUAUAAUAAUAACUUCAUAAUGAUAAUCAUUAAUUAUUUGCUAUAUCUAUCUAUUCAUUCACAGAUUAGUUGUAAAAUUUUUCUUAAAUUCUUCUUUUUAGAAAUUAAAUAUCUCCAGAUGAUAGAAAAAUUAUUAAGAGUUCGAUUAUCACGAUGUCUGUUUAAUUAUCUGAUUUCUUCUUUCUGCAGCAUAAAAGCAUUUGCAGAAGAAUGCACGUCUAACUGGCGUGACUUAGCAAAACUUCCAUUUGCGUUGCGAAAGGGAUCCUGA